Messenger RNA from Acaulospora morrowiae, 975 nucleotides. Lineage: Eukaryota; Fungi; Glomeromycota; Glomeromycetes; Diversisporales; Acaulosporaceae. The record is from the annotation of a GenBank genome assembly.
AUGAAUUUCGAAGGAGGUGAGGAGGUUACCAUGCUAUCAGUCAUUCCUCCAACGUCAAUUGCACUUGGAGUUGACCAAGACGGAUCUAAUCACAGAGACAUUGCCCCAGUGUCCCCUUCCUCACCUCAAGAUUCAGCAGGUUUUAGUGGUACUGCUGGAGGAUAUAGUGACGGAGUUUUUGUCACGCCUCCAACUGCGAACACAACUUCUAACAUAAUCUUGGCUGUUGGGACCACCUUUCAGAAUUGGGAGCACGUUGAUGAAUUCCUGGAACUUUAUGGACGUGAGCGUGGUUUCGUAGUCAGAAAAAAGCGAGUCGAAAGAGAUGAGAUGGGAAUGGUUAGAAAAAGAACCUACGACUGUGAGCAUGGUGGGAGAUAUACUCCGAAGAAGAAAGCAGCAGUACACGAGCAACGCAAUCGAACAUCAAAACGCAUCGAAUGUGGGUGGCAUAUCAAUCUUUCUUUUCCAAAGACUAGUUCUCACAUAACCGUCACCACUUUUGUGAAUGAGCAUAAUCAUGAACUCAACCUUCAGCAAACACGUGAAUCCAGGCCAUCAACGCAGUCUUCUACAACUCAGAAUGUCUCGUCCCCAAGGUACCGUAGUGUAUUAGAAGCAGCAUCCACAAAAAACCGUAACUUACCUAAAUCUGUCCUCGACGAUAUCGAAUUUUAUACUCUCCACGGUAAUUUGGGAGUGACCACUCAGCGGCAGUUAUUGAAGGCAAAAUAUCCGAAUCAUCAACUUUCGGCACGAGAUAUUGCCAGUGCCGUGCAAAAAUUUAAGGGUGGAACUGAUCUGAAGGGGACAGACAAUGACGCAGCAAAACUUUGGAUUUGGGAGUUAGCACGAAAAGCAACGCAGAUUGCAGUCGAUCAGCAAGACAACACCUUGGAGGAGCUUUUACGACAGUAUAUCAGGGAUAAGGAAGAUCGUAUUGCUAGGCCGACGAUGCAGCCUGCUCAAGAAUGA